AUCCAUAGCCCUAGUUUUGUAUCUGAUUUCAGAAGCGCAAGAGACCUGACCAACCAUGAAAGUAACACCAGCCGGCGGCGGCGACCCAGCAGCAGGGUCGAUCUCCAAAACGUUCAAAGUAGUCAUGUUGAUUGCAUUCUUCUCCUACGGAGCAAUUGUGCUGAUCUCUUUCGCAUUGUUAAUAGCAACUACUCGCAAAGAGCAUGCCGAGUUCUGUUUGACGCCGGGAGUCAUGCUCGCUUCCGGAUCCAUCACCGGCGGCGGGGCCGGGGGGUUCCUGCAGCUUGCCGUCGACGUGGAAUUCCCUUGCGAAGAGGAGACCGCCAGAGUCCACUACGAUGCCUUGGAGGCCUCCGUCGUCGUCCUCGGUGGUCAGCACCAGAUCAUCGCCGUUGCUCGCUUGCCGCCGUUUUAUGCAAACCGCCACUCCAUAUUGAACCUGCGCCUCCACUAUGAUGAUGAUGAGAAGAAUAUUUCGAGCUCCGCGGAUUUGGGAUUCCAGCUGCUGGCUUCGUUUCGGCGGCUGAAUAAAAAAGAUGAGGUUGAGGGGCACGAGGGCUCUAUUCGAGCUGCUUGUCACCCGGUUACGAUCGGGCCUUCUUCCGCGCCGCCCGGACCUGAUCUCGCCGCAAACUUGGAUUGCGAUGUGGAAUUACUACGAAUGGUAGAAGUACAUGAGCACUCAUAUGGAUUCAGCAAUUCAUCACGUGGAUCAAUGGGUACAGACGAAUCCAAAUGGAAGAAGUUAAGUACUUCAGUACUUUAGUGGGAUGAGAGACUUGAUGUGAUUUCACGAUGAAGUUUUACUAAGUCAAAUAUCUCAAGGUUGUUCAAGUUUUAAGUUUUGUUACAUGUACGAGGUUUCCGUUGUUAUUCAAAGCAUUUUAAUAUUCAUUACUUUUCAAGAGAAUUUUGGUAAAAGUAGUACCCGGACGGGUUGGGGUGUCACAGAUGAAAUGAACGUACAAAGCGAUUAAGGCAUAAAGAUAUGAGAGAUUGAAAUAUAGAUCUAGCUUUCACUUGUAAUAAACUUGAGCAAUGGGA
Linum trigynum is the source of this 1044-nucleotide messenger RNA. Lineage: Eukaryota; Viridiplantae; Streptophyta; Magnoliopsida; Malpighiales; Linaceae. The record is from the annotation of a GenBank genome assembly.